Molecule: messenger RNA, 3034 nt
Organism: Pelmatolapia mariae (spotted tilapia)
Lineage: Eukaryota; Metazoa; Chordata; Actinopteri; Cichliformes; Cichlidae
Gene: siae
Product: sialic acid acetylesterase
Exons: 10
Coding region: 81-1583 (500 amino acids)
Biological process (GO): carbohydrate metabolic process
Molecular function (GO): sialate O-acetylesterase activity
Source: RefSeq, a predicted model, not a curated record
GAUGUUUGUAUCUGUUACGUGGGCUGUCGCCAACAAGCGCGUGACUUUUCCCCACACAGCUUUCUGUUAAGGCUGUGAUCAUGGCUGCUACACUUUGUGUUGUUUUUGCACUUUUAGCUUCUGUUCACACUUGUGAUGGGAAGUUGCGUUUUGCCUCCUACUAUGGAGACCACAUGGUGCUGCAGAAGUCUCCAGAGAGAGCUGUGCUGUGGGGAUAUGGCCCUGAGGGUGCACAGGUUACCGUCUCCUUGUCAGGUUUAUUUAAACGGCAAGCCUCACUGGUCACUGUGACAAACGGCAUUUGGCAAGUGACCCUUGACCCUGUUGCUGCUGGUGGUCCAUAUAAUGUGACAGCAAAAGUUCAAAACGAUUCAGCUACUCUUACAGAUGUGCUGUUUGGAGACAUUUGGAUGUGUGGAGGGCAGAGCAACAUGUGGUUUAACAUGACUCAGAUUUUCAAUGCAACAGAGGAGCUGUCUGUUGUUGCUAAGUAUCCUUAUGUGAGGCCUUUUAUGGUAGCCUUGAACACAAGUGACAUCGAGUUAAUGGAUCUGAUAGAAGUAGAGAUUCCCUGGUCUGUGCCCACUGCCAGUGUGGUGGAAGAGUUUUCUGCUGUGUGCUGGCUCUUUGGACGUUACAUGUAUGAGACCUUGAAGUACCCCAUAGGACUGGUGGAGUCCUGUUGGGGUGGCACACCGGUCGAAGUGUGGUCAUCUUCAAGAGCCCUGAAACAGUGUCAAGAAGUGCCAGUUGUAGACGGACCUAAAGAAAAUUCUAUUUUGUGGAAUUCAAUGAUCCACCCAUUGCUCAAUAUGACCAUCAAAGGAGCCCUCUGGUACCAAGGUGAGGCCAAUGCAGAGUAUAACCAGGACAAGUACAACUGUUCCUUCCCGGCUAUGAUUGAUGACUGGAGGUUGGCAUUUCAUCAGGGCUCAGGGGGGCAAACAGCUCCCGACUUCCCCUUUGGGUUUGUCCAGCUGUCCACUUACAUAAAGAGCUCCAAAGAUGAUGGCUUUCCAAACAUCCGAUGGCACCAAACAGCAGACUUUGGUUUUGUUCCUAACCUCAGGAUGAAGAAAACCUUCAUGGCUGUGGCUUUGGAUUUACCAGAUGCAACUUCACCGUAUGGCACGAUCCAUCCCAGAGACAAGCAGGAUGUAGCCUAUAGACUGACACUGGGUGCUAGGGCUGUGGCUUAUGAGGAAGAGAACGUGCCCUUCCUCGGACCUUUCCCCAAAGUAAUUGCUUCCACUCAGAUCUACGUCAACAUUACCUAUGACCAGGCAGUCUCUGUCACAUCAUCCAAAGACAUCUUUGAGGUCUGUUGCUCGGAUAUUUGGGCUCCAUGUGGGCCUAAGUCCCUUUGGCUUCAAACUCCUAUAGUGGGGUGGGAUCUGACCACCAUCCAGGUGUCAGCUGCUGUGUGUCAGUCGUCUGAAGUCGCUGCUGUUCGAUACGCUUGGAGAGACUGGCCCUGUGAGUUUAAAGCCUGUCCAGUCUACAGCGCCAGUCGGAUUUUACCAGCUCCUCCUUUCAUCAUCAAUCACUCUUCAUGGAAAGGAGGCGUUUGGAAAAGCUACUAACCCUGAAACUGUGACAAGACCUUUGUCUCUACAGUCAGUUGGGAUAACUGGGCAAGGUGUUGAUUGGCGACCUCUCCAGGGUUUGUAAUAGGCUCAGAGCAGCUUGUCUGUUCAUUUUGUAAUUCCAUUUGGUGAAAACACUUUGUCUUCAUGAAAUUUGAUGAAUCUUCAUGAAAUUUGAUGAAUAAAAUAAUAAAAAUCUCCAUACCAUUUCUUUAUUACUUUGAAUAUGACCUUUUACUUUAAAAAUAGUUGUAUUUCAUUGAUCAGAAACAUCUAGAACUAAUAAAAAAAUAAAUAAUCCCUUUAUAGGUUUCACAAUACAGUACAAUGUAUCAGGAACAGAAUGGUUUGAAACUGAAUUUUACUUUCAUUGUCAAACUAAGGAAACAUUAAGUAAUAAUCAGUGAUCACUCUCUUCAUUUCCAAAUGAGCCAAAGAGCCGUAUAUUUUACAGCCUUGUUAUUAGACGCCAUUUCAAAGCUGCUCCAACAAGGUUGUUCUUCAAUUUGACAACUGCAUCACUUAACAGUGGAGCUGGAAUGUGAUAUGCAAGCCUAUGAAACUUGAAUUAAAAACAAAAUAGGAGUACUACAGUAUAUGUCUCACUGUUUGGAUUAAGAAAAAAGCCAAACUGUGAGACGUACAGCUGCUGGUGAAGUUUUACAUUGUGGUAAUUUCAGUUUUAUGUACUGACACAGAUCUUUAAAGCAGUUUGCAAUGGUUGGACAUUAAUGGUGGCCUCUGUCUAACAUCAUGUACAGGACGUGAACAUUUCACAGUUCUUUCAUUACUUUAUGCUCCAACCAACAGCUUUCCUAUUCUCCUGCCUAUAACCAUCAGCUAUCUUUGGUUAUUACUGACAUUCAGUUUUAAAUAACAUGCCAACAGAACGCAGUGUGUUCAUUUGUCUUUGCUGAAGCCAAACAGGUAAACUCCUUUGGUAAAUAAGCACCUGGCUGGUAAGCUGUUAGAUAAUUAAUGUUGCAUCUGCUUUCAUUUUUCAUGCUGUUGCUUUAGUCUAUAGAUGUUAAUUACUGUGGCAUUCAUAAGGAUUCACCUCACAGCAACACACCGUUCUGUGUAUCUGAGGAGGAUGUUUGCGAAGCCUUAUCUAGCAGCUUGUUUGGUUUCGUGAUCACUCACUGUAGUGGUGUAAUAACUGAUGGUGUCUGAUUGUGGUGUGGCAGACAUGUUGGAGUGAUUGGGUUUCUAAAAAAAUAAAAAGAGCUUUAUAGUUUUGUUUUUCUUUCCUAGAGCUCUGGUGUUAAUAUGCGAUCAGGCUUCCAUGUUUACCUUUGUUGGAAUUUGAGAAGAUGAGUCACUCAAAAUAAAAUUGAACAAUUGAUGUUAAUUUGCGUGGGAUUUUUUUUUUUUCUUAGUUUGACAGGUAUUUUUUUUUUCUGAAAUACAUUUUUCACUGAUUCCAGUUCACCUGAUUUUUUUUUUUU